ACAUAAUCCAAACCAAAAAAAUAUCCGUGAGUGUGAUUGGUUUACCCCUGAUAAAUUGUUGCUUACACCUUUGUCCUGGUUUUAAAAUCACACUACCCGAAUUACUUUUUAAAAACAAAACCUCUAGUUUAAUAGACAUACAAUAUGACUCAUUGUGAUAUCUCAUCGUGGGUUCUCAUUACCACAUACCUCAACUAUGCUGUCCUCAUCCUUUUGGGACAAAUCCGUGACUUUUUCCAUGAAUUAUUUAUUGGUUCUAUCCAUCAAACACCAAAAGGAUUUGCUCCUCUUGUUCAUUCAUACGAAGACCUCUAUACUCGUAGACUCUAUCGUCGUAUUUGUGAUUGUUGGAAUAGACCAAUCUCUAGCAGACCAGGUGCUUACAUUGAUGUUAUGAAACGUGUCUCUAACGACUACAACAAGACCAUUCAAAUUACCGAUGAUAGAAUUCAUUGUUUAAAUCUUGCUAGUUACAAUUAUUUGGGCUUUGCUGAUAGUCCAAAGCACGUUCUUGAUGAUGUGCUCAAGAGCAUUGAUCAAUAUGGUCCUGCUUCCGCUUCUGCUUAUGGAGAUUUUGGUUAUUCUAAAAUUCACAAGGAAUUGGAAGAUAUGACUGCCAAGUUUGUUGGAAAGGAAGAUUCUAUUGUUUUCUCUAUGGGUUUUGCUACUAACAGUACUACCAUCCCAUUGUUGGCACCAACACCUGAUUGUUUAAUUAUUAGUGACCAAUUGAAUCACACUAGUAUUGUUGCUGGUGUCAGAUCUACUGGUGGUGCUAAAGUUACUGUUUUUAAACACAAUGACAUGGAUCACUUGGAAAAGAUUGUCAGAAAGAGUAUUAUUGAAGGACAACCUGUAACUCAUAGACCUUGGAAGAAGAUUAUCAUUAUCGUUGAAGGUAUUUACAGUAUGGAAGGAGAAAUUGUCAAUUUGAAGCGUGCUGUUGAAAUCAAGAAGAAGUAUGGUUGUUAUUUGUAUGUUGAUGAAGCCCACUCUAUUGGUGCUCUUGGUAAGAAUGGAAGAGGUGUCUGUGAUUACUGUGGAGUUUCACCUGCUGAUGUGGAUAUUUUGAUGGGUACUUUUACUAAGAGUUUUGGAAGUGUUGGAGGAUACAUUGCUGCAGAUAAGGAAGUUAUUACUUAUCUUAGAAAGAACAGUUAUGGUCUUGUUUAUGGUAGUAGUUUACCUAUUCCAUGUGCUCAACAAGCUCUCUCUGCUCUUAAGGUUAUUACUGGUGAUGAUGGUACUGACAUUGGUAAGACUAAGCUCUUCCAACUUAAUGAUACUUCUAACUAUCUCAGAGAAGGUCUUAAGAAGCUCGGAUUUGAAGUUAUCAGUGAUGUUGACUCACCUGUCAUUAUUACCAUGUUAUACAAUCCUGCUAAGAUGCCAGCAUUCUCUAGAAUGAGUCUUGAACAAGGUAUUGCUGUUGUCGUUGUUGGUGCUCCAGCUUGUGACACACUCUGCUCAAGAGUUCGUUUCUGCGUUUCUGCUGCUCACACUAGAGAAGAUGUCGAUAAAGCUCUUAAGAAGUUAGACGUGGUUGGUACUUGGACUGGAACAAAGUACAAGGUAUUCGAAAGCCAACUUGUAAAUGACUUGUACCAAUUGGUUAUGUAAAAAUUUUAAACAACAAUACAAUACAAUAUGGAUUGAGUAGAUCCAUGUUACGAAUAAUCUGUAAAAUUAUAAAAUAGAGUUUCAAAA
Molecule: messenger RNA, 1707 nt
Organism: Naegleria gruberi
Lineage: Eukaryota; Heterolobosea; Eutetramitea; Acrasida; Naegleriidae
Product: serine C-palmitoyltransferase
Exons: 1
Coding region: 145-1620 (491 amino acids)
Biological process (GO): ceramide biosynthetic process; sphingosine biosynthetic process
Cellular component (GO): serine palmitoyltransferase complex
Molecular function (GO): pyridoxal phosphate binding; serine C-palmitoyltransferase activity
Source: RefSeq, a predicted model, not a curated record